CAUUCAAGGAGGAACCAUGAAGUCUGGUGGUCUGUGCAUCAUCCUGAGCUUAGCUGCCUCGGUGUACUGCUUGCCGGUAUCACAAAUCACUGUGCAAGAUGAGAAUUUUGCGGAGAACUACCUGAAGAAUUUCUUCAACCUGACAGAGGAGAACGGACCAAACACCAGACGUGGGGUCAACCCGAUCACCAGGAAGCUGAGUGAGAUGCAGCGAUUCUUUGGACUCCAUAUCACCGGAAGGCUGAAUGAUGAGACCUUGGAGAUGAUGAAGAAACCCCGUUGUGGCGUUCCAGACAACGACAUCGGCAGUUAUUCCACGUUUGGAAGAAACCUCAAGUGGCAAAAAAACAGCCUCACCUACAGGAUAGAGAACUACACUCCCGACAUGUCUGUGUCAGAGGUAGAUGACUCCAUAAACAGAGCUCUGCAGGUUUGGGCCAAAGUCACCCCUCUGAGAUUCACCAGAAUCAACAGCGGCACUGCUGAUAUCAUGAUCUCCUUUGGAAGCCGAGCACACGGUGAUUAUUACCCCUUCGAUGGCCCUGGUAGCACUCUUGCCCAUGCCUUCGCCCCAUCCUCUGGCAUUGGAGGAGAUGCUCAUUUUGAUGAAGAUGAGGACUUCACUUUCCGCUCAAAUAACGGCUACGUCCUCUUCCUGGUGGCUGCCCAUGAGUUUGGUCACUCCCUGGGCUUGUCUCACUCUGAUGAUCCUGGUGCUCUCAUGUACCCUAUGUACUCAUACAGAAACCCUGACACCUUUGUUCUGCCCCGGGAUGAUGUCAACGGCAUCCAGUCUCUCUAUGGUUCAAACCCUGACAAGGAUCCAGUCCAGCCCGGACCUGAGCCCCCCACUACUCCCGAUGCCUGUGAUUCAACCAUGGUCUUGGACGCUGUCACCACCCUGCGAGGAGAAAUGCUCUUCUUCAAGGACAGCUUCUUCUGGCGUAGCUACCCUCAGAGCAACACACCCCAGCAAAGUCUCAUCAAAAGCUUCUGGCCCAAUGCUCCCAACAACAUCGACGCUGCUUAUGAAAGCCGACAGUCAGACAGGGUAUUUCUCUUUAAAAAUCGCAAAGUGUGGGCCUUCAGUGGAUAUACUCCUGUACAUGGAUAUCCUAAGAGACUCACCAGUUUUGGUCUCAGAAGAAACGUAAAGAAAAUCGAUGCAGCCCUUUAUGACGUGGCAUCUCGCAAAACUUUGUUCUUUGUCGGCAAUGAAUACUACAGUUAUGAUGAGGCCAGAAGGACAAUGGACCGGGGAUACCCCAAGCGAGUGGACGAGACCUUCUCCGGCCUGACUGGCAAGGUGUCCGCAGCCUUCCAGUACAGAAGUUUCACGUACAUCUACAGUGGACAGCAUAUGUUUGAGUACGACCUGAAGAGCAAGAUGCUGUACCGCGUGCUGAGGAACAGCUACUUCUUGCGCUGCACUAACUUCUAGUUGUAUUCUGCAUAAUUCUUAAAGUCUUACAGCUGUUUAUGUAGCCAAACAGUAUUUAAAAAAAAUAUAUUAUUUUUAUACUUAGUCUGUAUGUACAUACAUAUUGAUGCCUGGAUAUGAGAUCAGAUAUUUAAUAAAAUGUUUAUUGAUAUAUAAUUGGACAAUAAAAGAAGAAUUAACAAAUCAAUACAAUUUACACAACUUUAAUACAACGUACAACUGUUGUAUCAACAGGGUCUUCCAUAAUGUAUGCAUGUAAAACUAUAUUUUAAUGUUUUCCAUUUUGAAGAGUGUACUGUUUUUAUCAUUGUUGUUUGGUUUUUGCUUAUAAUAAAGUGUUAA
Larimichthys crocea (large yellow croaker) is the source of this 1783-nucleotide messenger RNA. Its product is annotated as collagenase 3. The record is from RefSeq and is a predicted model, not a curated record. Gene Ontology annotation, biological process: extracellular matrix organization; proteolysis; collagen catabolic process. The transcript is spliced from 10 exons. Bases 17 to 1441 code for a protein of 474 amino acids. Gene Ontology annotation, cellular component: extracellular matrix. NCBI's taxonomy places the organism in Eukaryota, Metazoa, Chordata, Actinopteri, Sciaenidae. Gene Ontology annotation, molecular function: metalloendopeptidase activity; zinc ion binding.